UACGCGCACGCACACCGGACGCAGCACGACGUGGUACGACCGCGCCGACCAGGACCGCGAGAGACCACGACACCGCGACACACCGCGCGACCGACGGUUUUUCGUCCGGUGGAAAAGAUUUCCAGUCGAACCGACGCACUCGUGGACUGCGGCCGAACACCCUCUCCCCGGACCGACUGCGACUGCGACGACGACGAGAUUAUAUUAUUAUCAUAAUAAUUAACACGUUUUGUUUUUUAUUAUCAUUAUAAUUAUUGUUGUUGUUGUUGUUGUUAUCAUUAUUAUUAUUAUUAUUUUAUACCUGCCGCCGCCGCCGUCCUCUGACCGCUAUUUUUCCUGGGACUUUGAGGCACCACUGCGAUGUAUUUUACAUAAUACGUUAUACGAGUAUAUAUAAAAAUAUUUUAAUUUUUUUUUUUUUUUUUUUUUUAAUACGUUUUUCUCGUUAUCGUCGUAUAUACCGUACAGUCGGUUCCGGUGGCCAAUCGCCGCGGGAAAAAAUAAACCAGGCAAACCGCGACCCAUUAUAAUAAUAAAAUAUUUCGAAAAAAUAUCGAUUUUCCAAACGAAACUCGCAACGGUCUUUGCCUCUAAUCACCGCCGACACGUUAUCGCGGAGUGGUGCAGGUGGUGGUCGUCGUUUCAAAAUAUACAAAUUAAUGUAUAUAUAAUAUUAUCCGAGAUAUACGAUAAACGCGAGCGUGUCGUUGCAAAGCCGGCUCCUGCGACUUAAUCCGAGGCGAUAAAUAUUCACAUUGUCGAUGUUUAACCGAUUCGUACGUAACGAGAUGUCCGUCGUGAUUUUGUGCAGGGCGCGGACGCGAUGGCUCACGAAUUGAUGGCACCCGUCGGCCGCGAUGCUACCCGUAUCCAUACAGAUGCGCAUCCUGUGGACGUUCGCGAUGGGCACCGUGUUCGUGGUGCUGUUACAGUACCAGACGUCCGGCGCCUGGUCCCCGCAACAGGGUCAACCGGCGGCCCGCCCGGACUUGAUGGCCGAGAACCUGGUGUCGAUGGCCAUGUCCAAAGUCGUGGUGGACGAGGACGCGGGCGUCUCCAGGGACUUGCUGAUGGGCAUCUCCCGGCAGAUCGCCAGGUACGUAGUGUACAGCGCCAGUUGCAGCGGCGUCGGCGGCGGCGGCUAUAGCAUCGGCUCCGGGGCUGCCGUCGCCGAGACGAACACCGUUUACGUCAUCACGCCCACGUACCGGCGGCCCGAGCAGAUAGCCGAUCUCACUAGACUGGCUCAGACGCUCAUGCUGGUCAGGGACAUACACUGGCUGGUCGUCGAGGACUCCAACACCAAAUCGCCGCACCUGGCUGUCCUGCUCCAGUCGUUUGGCGUCAGAUACAACCAUUUGAUCGCACCAAUGCCGGAAAGAUUUAAGAAAAUCCGUGGUGCCAAGCCCAAAGGUGUGGCAAAUCGAAAUCGAGGUCUAAAAUGGAUCAGACAGAACGCCGUCGAAGGUGUAGUGUAUUUCGCCGACGAUGAUAACACUUAUGACGUCAGAUUGUUCAAUGAGAUGCGUAAUACGCAAAAAGUAUCCAUGUGGCCAGUAGGAUUAUGCACAAAGACUGGUAUAAGUACACCAAUUGUGAAGAAUGGAGAAUUAAUUGGGUUUUACGAUGGCUGGAUCGCAGGCAGAAAGUUUCCAGUCGAUAUGGCUGGGUUCGCAGUUAGCGUCAAAUUCCUACUAGAAAGGCCCGAUGCUCAAAUGCCUUACAAGCCAGGAUUCGAAGAAGAUGGGUUUUUAAGGACCUUAGCUCCUUUUGAACCUCAUCAAAUUGAAUUAAAAGCAGAUAAUUGCACAAAAAUAUUAGUGUGGCACACUCAAACGAAGAAGAAUGAACCAUCGCUGAAAGUGGACAAGAAAAAAUAUAAUAACACAAAUAUACUCCACUUAAAGGACAUCAUAGUCUGACACACUAAAGCCAUCGCAGUCAAAGGAUUUUCGUUAGAAACCGUUUUUUUUUUUUUAUAUUGUAUAUACCUAUGCUAUGUCGUGUCACGUACAAUUUGUUUUUGCCGUGAUCUUGGGUUUUUCUCAAUAUCACGGUUUUUGAUUAGUAUAACUUUUCCGGACAUAAUGAUUUCGUCUUUCCUUAUUAUCUUUUUACUGUUUGCGCCUCAAUUUCUGUAGAUACAUUUCGUAAUUAAAAGUACCUAUUGUUUAUAAGUUAUAUGUACAUUAUUAUUAUUAUUAUU
Melanaphis sacchari is the source of this 2206-nucleotide messenger RNA. RefSeq names its product galactosylgalactosylxylosylprotein 3-beta-glucuronosyltransferase P-like. The record is from RefSeq and is a predicted model, not a curated record. Gene Ontology annotation, molecular function: galactosylgalactosylxylosylprotein 3-beta-glucuronosyltransferase activity. NCBI's taxonomy places the organism in Eukaryota, Metazoa, Arthropoda, Insecta, Hemiptera, Aphididae. Gene Ontology annotation, cellular component: Golgi membrane. The transcript is spliced from 6 exons. The coding region runs from base 858 to 1922 and encodes 354 amino acids. Gene Ontology annotation, biological process: carbohydrate metabolic process; chondroitin sulfate proteoglycan biosynthetic process.